AAAAGCAGAACAUAAAAAACAUCCAGUAUACAAGAAAUCAUGUCUUGUUGAGGCAACCUAUAAUUUGACAGUUGGAUUACCCUAAUUAUCUUCCAACUUCUCAUCUCUAAUCUGGUAUGCAGUAUGAAAUCUGGCAAAUACUAUAUCACACAUAUGCCGUCAUUCUUAUAUUCUGACGUCUGAUGUAUACUCCACCAUUCUUACAUUCUAUCUGUCUUGCAUCAUCUUGUGUUCUACCAGGCAUACCCAGAAGGCUUAACGGACACUGAGCUCCAGGUGCUGGGUUCCACGGCCCACGUGGCCACCACAGAAGACAUCAGUAAGUGGAACAUCACCGUGAUCGACACGCUGGCGGCUCUGAUGAACUCGGCUGACGGAGAGUGGAACGCCACGGAGAGUAAGGCAGUCAUCAUGAAGUACCUGAGCGUAGCCAACAACACACUAGGCAGCGACGAGAUCAACGCCAUUGGCUCCAACCUCUGUUUCCUUGACACCAGUGUGCUGAGCAACAUCACAUCAGACAGCCUAAAGGACGCAGAGGCUGUGGAUCUGACCUCCUGCUCCACCCAACAGAAGACUGCCCUCUACACCAUAGCCAAGACCUCCUUCAGCUCAGUGAGACAGCUGAGGAGCACCACCGCCGACACCUCAUAUUACCACCUCAUCAGUCCAUACCUGGGUAAGCAUGUGUGCCUGUGCAGGGUGGUUUGA
This is a messenger RNA of Clupea harengus (Atlantic herring), 711 nucleotides long. Its product is annotated as mesothelin-like protein. The coding region runs from base 361 to 711 and encodes 116 amino acids. Gene Ontology annotation, cellular component: cell surface. Gene Ontology annotation, biological process: cell-matrix adhesion. The record is from RefSeq and is a predicted model, not a curated record. The transcript is spliced from 3 exons. NCBI's taxonomy places the organism in Eukaryota, Metazoa, Chordata, Actinopteri, Clupeiformes, Clupeidae.